Molecule: messenger RNA, 4615 nt
Organism: Ectocarpus sp. CCAP 1310/34
Lineage: Eukaryota; Phaeophyceae; Ectocarpales; Ectocarpaceae
Source: the annotation of a GenBank genome assembly
AUGUUGGUGGGCUGUUGUCUGCCUCGUUUUAUCAAGGCGGCUAAGGAAGCGGAGAACUUGGUGAUCCAGAAGAUGCGCUGCCAAGACUACGUGAUCCUCUGCGUGGAGGACACCACGGACUGGAAGCACGCUACCACUCGAAACAUCGUAACUCAGGUGGACCACGACCUGUCUCGCACGGUGCUGGUGACGACCAAGCUUGACACCAAGCUGCCCCAGUUCGGCGGCGGGGAUGACUUGCAGGACUUCCUCAGAGCCCCCUCUAUCCAGCGCAUGUACCGGUGCAUGCUGGGAGGCCCGUUCUUCACCACCGUACCGUCUGGGCGAGUGGGGCGUGCCCGCGACUCCGCUUACUUCUCGAACGAAGCGUUUGUCCACGGGGUGCGCCGAUCUGAGCGCGAUGACCAGAUGCUCGUUGCGGCAAAGCUAGGACCCCAAGCCGCGCCCACCUGUCUCCCCCGCGUGGGCGUGUCCCGCCUGCGUCGGUUCUUGGAACGGCGCGUGGAGGAGUGCUACCGGAGGAACGUCGCGCGGAUCGUCCCCUUGCUGCAGCAGGAGAUGUCGAGGGCGGAGGGAAGGCUGCUCACCACGGAGCAGGAGAUCGAUGCGCUGUCUUUGGAAAGCUUGAAGGCAUCGGCGGACGAGUACCGCGAGCACUUCUCUCGGGCCCUAGGGCGCGCGAUCCAGGGUACCAUCAAGGCCCCGCCCGAGAAAUUCGGCGAGACGCUGGAGGCCGAGCAGCUGAGGGCCGGUUCGUUCAUCGAGGACUCUGACGUGGACGCGGACCAGUGGGAGAGGUUGAUGGAGAUAGAGGUCGGCAACGGGGACAACAAGCUGUUCGGGGGAGCACAGUACCACCGGGCUCUCCGCGAGUUCAACUUCGCGAUCCGGCACAUGAACGCUCCUGAGGUUUCGGAGGAUGAGAUCGCCAACGCCGCUGGCAUCAGCGACAUGCACGACGGGGUGAACUUCAUGAGGGCCGCCUGCGUCAUUGCGGUGGACAAGGCGAGGGCGUCGUUCGAGCCAACCCUGGACGCCCUUCGCGUGCGGACGGUGCACGUGAUGAAACGGCUUUUCGGGGUGGUGGAGCACAUGCUCAAGUCCGACGGCAUGCAGAUGAGCGACACGCACCAGAAGCCCUUCAGCUUCAUCGUGAAGCGCGUUUACGAGAAGUUCGUGGAGAAGGCGGUGGACGAGACCCUCGCCCGCUGCCGCGACGACUUGACGGCCCUCACCCGCUUCGUCACCUGGGACCUACACGAGCGAUCCGCGGGCGCCCUCCGACGGUCUCUCCCCGACAGCUCCAUGGUCCACAUAUACUCUCUGGCGGUGGACAACCGCAACCGGGGGCGGCGGAGAGGGGGUGGCAGGGGGAAUUCGGAGGAGGGACCCCCCCCGUCCCCCCAGGACGGGGCCGUCUUCGACCAAUGGGAGGCGGCCAAUACUGGGGGCCUCGGGGGAGCGGGGAGUGUCAUGCGCCAGAAGGACUACUUCAACCUCCAGCAGCUGAUGGAGGAGGCGAGCAGCUCGAGGGACGCGGAACGAACCUCCGCAGUUGUCUCGGCGCUGGUGCAGCACAUCAUGCUCAGCUGGAGGGAGCACUUCGCGAGAGCCGUGGCGAUGAAGUUCAACUGCUUCUUCCUCAUGCCCUUCGUCGACGACUUCCCCUCUUACCUACGCCGGGAACUGGAGAAGAUCUACGAGGGAGAUGUUGGAGAUAUCUUUGACAUCGCGGAGGCGAGGGGGGCUCUCGUUCGAAGGAGGGAGUCGCUUGUGGCAGAGUGCAAGGCUUGCCACGAGAUCCAGGGCAAGUUCGACUCGAUCAACUCACAGCUGAACAACGCUAAGGAGAUCUACAAGAACGGGGAUCAGGACCUAGAGGCUACCGCGGCGGAGGCGGCAGCGGAGGCUGAGGCCGACGCGAUCGCUGAGCGAGAGAUGGAGGCGGCGGCGGCUGCUGCAGCGGGGGCGGAGGCGGCGGCGGCGGUGCAGGCGGCGGAGGCGGCCUCGACCCGUGACUCUGGGACAGCAAUGAUGCGAGACUACGAAGGGAUCGACAGCCUUGAGGACGACGAGACGAUGGUGUUCGGCGGCAGUGGCGGCGGCGGCGGCGGCGGCGGCGGCGGCGGCGGCGGCGGUUUCAGUAGCGAGGGCAACAGUGGCCGAAUUUUUUUCUCUGCUGGUGGCGGUGGGUUUAGUUCCACCGCCGGGACUGUGGCGGGCCGGCCGCCGGCACCGGGGUACGGCAGAAAUUUCUUCGCGCCUUCCGAAGAGGAUUCCUCCGAAGAGGACGGAGACGAAGACGACGUGCUGUUCGUCAACCCGGUGGCCUACAUGGGUCCCAUCGGAGAACAGCCUCCUCCGGUUGACGCCUUCGACCGCCGUCGCCGCCGGGGGGGGUGGACCCCCCAGCAGCGCUUGGGAGCGGUGGCGGACGGGGAAGGCGGCGAGCGAGCAGCAGAAGAAGUCGAUAGCAAAGGUGGAGGUUAUCGGGGUUCUUUCGACUCCGCUUCUUCGGCGGCGGCGGCGGCGGCUCGGCUGAGCAAGGGAUGGACGGGGGCGGGGGCGGGGGCGGGGCCAGUGGGUCGGGGUGGAGGUGAAGACGAGGUUGGGGGGGACGUCGGCGCGAUGCGGGGAGGGUCGUCGUCGUCGAUGUCAUCGGUGACGGUCCCCGAGGAGGAGUCGGUGCGGUACCGGCGGCGACGAAACGGUACUAGUCCCGCCGCAACCGGGGGUGCGACGGGGGCGUGACGAUGAUACUGCUGUGUGCUGCGUUUGGAGAGAGAAAGCGGAAGAUCUGUAGUGUCUGCGUGCGAGAGCCUGGAGCUUGUAGGCGACCCGUGAGGUGGAAGCCGGUUUCGACUGUGACCGAUGUAUCUCGGUUGGCGUGUUUCCGUCGAGGCUGUCGACCCAACUGGACGGGUUUGCGGAGGGAGGGAAGUUAAGCGUUUCUGCUGCUGACGUUGGGCUUCGGGGAGGAGAUGCGCUUCGGGACUCACGUUUUCGGGUCACAUAGGCAUCGUCUCGUUUUUAUCUCGCCACGAUCGCCGCGACUGAACCACGGGCGUUCGUUCAGUCGGCCGGCGGGCCGAGAGGCGCCAUAGAAGGUGCACCUUCUUGGAGCAUGUAGAAGGGACAUCGCAGGCAGUCGCGUGGGCAGGUCCCACUGAGUACUGCCGCGGCUUGCCGAGUACGUCGAUGGUAUGUUGCUGAUCGGGCGGGUAUCACAAGGAGUCGGGCACGGAGGUAGGGGCCCCUUGCCACUUGCAUUGGGGGGUAAUUGUUGUGCCACCGGCGUUUCCCGGCGGGGCGCAAUGUGUCUGCGGCCUAGCCAGCUACCUCCUCGAGCAAAGUGUGGCUGAAAGCAUUGGGUACUGUCGGCGUCGGGAGGGAGUGUGGGGAGGGGUGGAGAGACGUCCUGUAUACAGCUGUUGGUUUGGUCACUCGUCCUUUAUUGCAUGCAAAACUUAGAGACAAGGCUACAUGCCACGCGUUUGCUCCUCCUGUGCACGCCAAUGACAUGUGCUUCGCCGGAUCCUUUAUGGUUGGGUGUCUACGUAGUAGUCGUUUUUGUUUCUCCGGGACGUGUCUUGUUGACGGUCAUGGUGUUGGCAUCGUAUCGUGACUGUGUUGUUGUAUCAUACCUGGUGUGAUCUUUUACUUGGAGCAAGCUGUUCACUGUUCGCCGACGCGUGCUGCCGAAGGUCAAGUAUGGCAGAUCUCUGGGGACAGGGGAGGGGAGCCGGGGGCGGGGAGGCAAGGUUGGGUGUAUGGCGUGCUCUCGUCUGUGACUGAUUGUGAUGGCUAGCUGUUGCGAUGGCUGCAGCUGCACAGCGGUAGCAGGGAGGUUGUUGGCUUUCUUGAACCGGUUGUUUUCGCCCUACCUUCUUUCUUUGUGUCCGUUUUGUUUCUGUGUAUACCGAAAAGAUUACGUUACAUUUUUUAUUGUUUGUCGGAAGCUCUCAGGGUGUAAGUGUCUCGUUCCGUAAAGACACACAUUCCAGUCUAUUUUUAUUUCCGUUUUGCUUCACAACAUAUCCUUCUUCCUCCCUCGCCUCUUUUUAUUUUGCACUAGGGCCUACAUCCAAGAGCCUCGUGUGGUUGUGCUGCUGUAGUACCUUCUACUGCGACAUUGUUUUUGUAUUGUCUGUCGAAUAGUUGUUCUACGUGGUCAAUCAGGCGUUCACUCAUGGAGGCAUUCUCUCCUCCUCCCGGAGGCACUUUUACUCGUGUUCUCGCUCUCCGAGUUAUGAUUUACGUCGGGGAGAUUGGGAAACAGCAGCCAGGGGGAAACUGAGCCCCCUCGUGAUGGCAAUUAAAACGUGCGUUUUCCGCGUUGAAACUGCUGUCUCGAUCGAUGAAGCGGCUUACGGAGGCAUUUUUCUUCCCCCUCCCCCGAUCCUCGUUUUCUCGCUCUCCGCGCUACGUUAAGGUUCUGUGCCAUCCCGGGUGGGGAAUUUGGAAACCAGCCAAGAAAUACUGGUUCCUUGUAUGUUUGUCAGUGAUUACAUCGUGCGUUGUACUGUCAGUCUUGCGUUGAAAUUCUGUCUCGAUUGAUGCAGCGGCAGCAGGGGCGUUAAACUGAACAACUUGAGACGUGCGAUCUUUUGCGUAG